Molecule: messenger RNA, 1290 nt
Organism: Tilletiopsis washingtonensis
Lineage: Eukaryota; Fungi; Basidiomycota; Exobasidiomycetes; Entylomatales
Product: alpha/beta-hydrolase
Exons: 6
Coding region: 25-1236 (403 amino acids)
Molecular function (GO): hydrolase activity
Source: RefSeq, a predicted model, not a curated record
UCAAGCAGCAGCAAGCACCGCGCCAUGGCGUCCAGCGACUCCUGGCCGGAUCUGCGCCACGAGCGUGCACGCGAGGCGGCAGCGCGGCGUCUGCCGCCGUGGCGUGUCGGGCUGGCGACCGCGGCGGCGUACUCGCAGCUGGCCGUGCACCUCGCGCUCGCCCUGCCGCUCUGGGCCCUCGUGCCGGCGACGCGCCCCAGCGCCAAGUACUCGCUGCGGCAGGCGCUGCUCGUGACUGUCGUGCGCUACAUCUCCGCGCUGACGAUGCGUCUGCGCAUCGCGCCCGCCAUCGACGCGCCCGUCGCGCCGGCGUCGCUGCAGCGCAGCGCCCUGCUGCGCCCCGACGUGCCGCCCGUUGCUGCCGAGCGCGUCGUGGGCCUGGUGCGCCAGGCAGCUGUGCGUGUCGGCGUGCGUCCGCAGGCCGUGCGGGCGUAUGUCUUCGGCGGCGCCACGGGCACGACGUGUGCGCCCGACGAGCUGCGCUCGCUGCGGCGCAUCGUGCUCGCGCUGCACGGCGGCGCCUGGGUCGUCGGCCGGGCGCACGAGGAGCGCGGCGGCAGCGCCACGGCCGUCACGCUGGCCCCGCUGCUGAGCGCCGACGUGCGCGUGCUCAAUGUCGAGUACCGCCUCGCCGAGGAGAACCCGUUCCCAGCGGCGCUGCUCGAUGCGCUCUCGGCGUACGUGUGGCUCGUCGAGGAGCUGCAGAUCUCGCCCGAUCGCAUCGUGCUCUCCGGCGACAGCGGCGGAGCCAACGUCGCGCUGGCCCUGAUCCACUACCUGCGCGAGACGGAGCUGCUGCCGCUUCCGGGCAGGCUGCUCCUCGCCUCGCCGGCCGUGGACCGCACCGGCUCGCACAGCGGCCCCCCUGGCUCGCGCGGCGACCUGCUCACGCCCAACGACCUCGCCUGGGCACUCGAGGCGUACCUCGGCUACGGGCGCCACCCGGCUGAUCUGAUCCAGUCGCCGUACGUCAGCCCGGCGUCAAAGCGCAACCUUAGCGAGCUUGAGCAAGCAUCAGGCUCGUGGCCGCGCACGCUGAUCUGCAUCGGCGAGACCGAGGGCUAUCAGCCGGCGCAGCGGGCCCUGCAAGAGGCACUCGCGCGCUGGCAGCCGCAGCAGGUGGAGCCGCUGCUCGAGGUCCAGGGCGCGCCGCACUGCUCGUGCCUCAUCCCGACCUUCUUCGAGCCGCACACCGGCACCGCGCGCCAGGCUAUGGCCGCUUUCGUCGAGGCGUGACGUGCUCGAGAUGCUGUAGGUAUUGCAGGAAUGCAGGGAGAAUAAGUGUACAUG